UCCUUAACGCGUUUGUCUCAAAAACAACUGUUUCGCACCAUGGACAAAAUCAACCAACAAAACUCGAUCUUGGCUCUGGAUUUAAUCAACAUAUAAAGUAAGUUUUCGCGUGUGGAGCAACGCGGAGAGGGAUAUGGAGAAGCAGAACAGGCUGGCUGUCACCUAUAAACGUUAUUAUAUAUAUUUAAAGGUUACUAAACAAGCGAAGUAAUUUAUUUGACGUUUUAAAUGCUUUUCUUAAUGACUUUAGAUAUUAAGUGUCUUGAUCAAGAAAAAAAUGGUGAUAGAACCCUCGUGGGGUUUGAACCAACAUCCUUUCACAUAUCAGCCCAAAUAUUUAACCACUAAACUACAACACCGAGACAGCGACUGUGAUGUUUAAGAAAAUCAACGCAGCUUUCCGUCCGAACCAUCUUGGACCUCGCUCUCGGGACAGGUUCAGGCCCAAUGAGGACUACCACAGCGCGUGCACUGUGAAACUGGUCCGGAGCACGUCUAUGCUCGUGGUCGGGGAGAGCAGACGCGCGCCGCAGGACACCACGCUGAAGCGAAGCGUGAGCGCCGUGAGCGUCGAGUCCUGCACGGCACUGUAUUACUACCAGAGCCGAGAGGACCGAGUAUGGCUCUAUUCUCAGAACCAGAACUGCUUAGAGUACUUACAGGAACUAGUGGCGCUCAGGCGUCAGUACACCAAGAGCAUCAAUGACCUCAAGAACAGCGAACACAAAGAGACCACGUCCCGCAAGAAGAACCCCGCACCCCGGCCACCGCAGAACAGAGCUGCACAGACUUCAAGGCCUGAACCUUCUGCUCCACCAAUCCCAAAUGAGGAAGACACCCUUCAGUUCUUUGAUGCAGUCAUUGCAAGCUGUGACCCAGAGCCCAGUCGAAAACCACAUAUGGAUAAUGGGCAUGCAGAUGUGGACUUCAUAGUGGCUACUAGUACCAGCGAACAUGACCUUCACUCUAACUGGGUACUUCGGGACCCUCGUCGAAUUUCCAUGACAGAGUCGCAGCCCAAGAAUUCAGAUAUCAGUCACGGACAGGCAGCCCAGCAGAAGGGGGACAUGGGAAGCACAGGUAGCAGGAGACGUCUACAACGAAACCCAAUCCACCUGCCAAAAGUGGUGGAGAGUGCCUUUCAGACUCUGCGCUUCAAACCCAAGCUCAAGAAGAAAGACUAGCUGCUUAAAGGAACACGCCACUUUUUUUGAAAAUAGGCUCAUUUUCCAACUUCCCUAGUAUUAAACAGUUGAGUUUUACCAUUUUUGAAUGCAU
Molecule: messenger RNA, 1278 nt
Organism: Carassius gibelio (silver crucian carp)
Lineage: Eukaryota; Metazoa; Chordata; Actinopteri; Cypriniformes; Cyprinidae
Exons: 3
Coding region: 375-1184 (269 amino acids)
Source: RefSeq, a predicted model, not a curated record